GUUCUAGUCACACUCAGCUGUCGAAUUGCAUCAACUUGCAAAUGACACCGUAUAUGUUACGAAUGUUGUUACUCCAGAUGUUAAGUUUUCACGUUACACAUUUUCGUCCGUAGAUUAUACUGAUCGAUAUCACACUUCAAUAAUUGGUGCAAUCUCAAUCCGUCCCGUGCAAGCUAUUCAAAAGCUAUUAACUCCGGCCUUGUGAUAAGACCUUCAAAAAGUUCAUAUAACGAAAGCAUUGAAAUGCAGUCUUUUUGGCAAACUCCUAUCAAUAUUCACGAAGAGAAUUGAAUGUAAAAUGUUCCGGCAAUAGUUUUUCGAAACAGCAUGAAGCCGUGCGAAGUUUACAUAUCGCAAAUGGUACUUUGUUCCUGACAGCGGGUGAUUGGCGGUUUAUUGCCGUAUAGUAUGACCGACGCUAGAACUGCAUGGAUUACCUAUUCUAGGUCUCUGGGCCACAGCAGCGCCCCCAGGAAUGUCAAAUUGAUAAUAGAUUUAAUGGAUGGUAAUUAAACCGUUGCAAGGUAUAAAGUCGUAACUAUUGGCAGCGUUUCUACCAGUUCAAGUUUUCGAAUUGCACGACAGUUCAGCAUAAAUUGCCUCCAGCUGCAGGAGAAAAUAAUGAGAGUUUUAUUGAUGUUUUUCGAAUUUGUGGUGGUAUGGGACUAUGGUAAUUCUAAGCAGUUACUAAGAAACAUGGAAACAUUCGAAUUUGGCUCUAACGAGAUUGACGAACGCAGUGGAGAAGCCGUGCGUUCGAAUCGUACUGUGGAACGGAUCAAUCUAACGCUUCCAGGUACUAAAUGGUGUGGACCAGGAAACACGGCCGACGACUAUGAAGACCUCGGCAAACACGAGGACGAAGAUAUGUGCUGCCGAGAUCAUGAUCACUGCGACAACAUACCGGCCGGAGAAACGAAACAUGGACUCAAGAACGACGAUUAUUUCACACGACUUCACUGCAAGUGUGACAGAGAUUUCCAGCAGUGUCUCAAGAAGAUCAACAGUACUCUUUCGAAUCGCCUUGGUGGGUUCUACUUUGCGGUGCGGGAUAAGUGCUACAAGAAACAAUAUCCUGUUGUGGAGUGUGGGGAAAAGAAAAACAUGCUGUUUCUGCGACGAUGCGUGCGAUAUGUACUGGAUAGUUCGAAAGAACGUGAAUGGCAAUGGUUCGAUCUGCCCUUCUAUGAUGACAACAUGAUGGUAGAUUUUUAAUAGUUUUUUUUGUCUUAAUUAUUUGUUUGUGGAUACUAAAAUUUAAAAUAUAGUACUGUUAUCUGU
This is a messenger RNA of Wyeomyia smithii (pitcher-plant mosquito), 1281 nucleotides long. Its product is annotated as phospholipase A2-like. The transcript is spliced from 4 exons. NCBI's taxonomy places the organism in Eukaryota, Metazoa, Arthropoda, Insecta, Diptera, Culicidae. The record is from RefSeq and is a predicted model, not a curated record. Gene Ontology annotation, biological process: phospholipid metabolic process; arachidonate secretion. The coding region runs from base 622 to 1215 and encodes 197 amino acids.